AUGAUAGCUCGCAUCCACGAUGUUCCAGCUGCGGUAGUGGAUGCAGAACGCGACAAACUGCUAUGGCGACACGGGGAGAAUGACUACAAAGCAUGGUUGUCCACAUCGAGGACAUGGGACCAAGUGCGAGAGAGAAGUCCCACAGUGGCAUGGAGUGAGUUGGUUUGGUUUCCACAAGCUAUACCUCGCUUCUCUUUCAUUGCAUGGCUUGCUGUUCGCAACCGUCUCUCUACAGGUGAUUGCACUCAAGCUUGGGGUGAGCACCAAUACUGUCGCCUCUGUGGUGAGCCACAGGAACCGCGAGACCACAUCUUCUUCGGUUGUGCCUAUACGUAUACAGUCUGGACAGAGACGAUAGGAUCACUGCUUCCGAGACCAACCCCAGACUGGAACAUCACCAUCACAAUGCUCCUCUCUACGCGUCGAACAGCCACUGUCACUUGUUUUCUUCGUCUCUCGUUCCAAGCCGUGAUACACAGUGUUUGGUGUGAACGGAACAGACGCAAACACAACAAUGGUUUCCAUACAGCACCAGAACUCAUUAAGAAGAUUGACAAGAUUAUCUGA
This is a messenger RNA of Brassica oleracea var. oleracea, 567 nucleotides long. RefSeq lists its product as uncharacterized. Bases 1 to 567 code for a protein of 188 amino acids. The record is from RefSeq and is a predicted model, not a curated record. The transcript has a single exon. NCBI's taxonomy places the organism in Eukaryota, Viridiplantae, Streptophyta, Magnoliopsida, Brassicales, Brassicaceae.